UGAAGACCAUAACCUUAACCCAUUCAAAACUCUUUAAAUUCUACGUUGUAUUACCAAUGCUAUAAAAACAUUGGCAUUGCUUCAUAUUUUUCACAAACAACAUGGGAUUCUCUAAAACCUCUCUAUCUCUUUUGUUAUUGUUCGUUUUGUUUUCUUCUUCAUACGCAACUUCUCGCAUCACACAUCAUCAUAGUUUUUCAUCAACACCAAAAUUUUCACCAAACCAACGAGCUGAAAAGCUUAUAAAAAGCUUUAACUUAUUGCCAAAGGAUCCAGUUAAUAUAAUUCAUGGUGAUCACUCUAUUGAUCAUUUUGUCCCUGGAAAACUCGUCGAGAAGAAGUUCUCGUUUUUUAGUGAUUCUAAUGGUCCUUCUAUUGAAGAUCUUGGUCAUCAUGCCGGAUACUACUCGCUUCCUCGUUCCAAAUCCGCAAGGAUGUUCUAUUUUUUCUUUGAAUCAAGAAAAAAUAAUAAGGAUGCCCCAGUUGUGAUAUGGUUGACUGGAGGUCCAGGUUGCAGUAGUGAACUAGCUUUGUUUUAUGAGAAUGGUCCUUUUAAAAUAGCCAAUAACUUGUCUCUUGUGUGGAAUGAUUAUGGUUGGGACAAGGCAUCAAAUAUUCUAUUUGUUGACCAACCCAUUGGGACAGGAUUUAGUUACACUUCUAAUGAAGAUGAUAUUCCACAUGAUGAAACUGGUGUUAGCAAUGAUUUGUACGAUUUCUUGCAGGAGUUUUUCAAGCAGCACCCUAAGUUCAUCAAGAAUGACUUCUAUAUUACUGGAGAAUCAUAUGCUGGACACUAUGUUCCUGCUCUUGCAUCUAGGGUUCACCAUGGAAAUAAAGGCAAAAAAGGGAUUACCAUAAACCUCAAGGGUUUUGCCAUAGGUAAUGGGUUGACCAAUCCAGCAAUUCAGUACCAAGAAUACUCUCAGUUUGCAUUUGAUAACAAAAUGAUUACAAAGCAAGAUCAAGCUGAUAUCAACAAGUUGAUCCCUGAUUGCGAGGUUGCCAUAAAAACUUGCGAGAGUAAAGGUGGAGAAAGUUGCUCGUCAGCCUUAUACCAAUGCGAACAGAUAAUCAAUAAUAUUUUGUCCAUUUCUGGUAACGUUAACUACUAUGACAUAAGAAAGAAAUGUCAAGGACCACUGUGUUAUGACUUCUCAAAUUUAGAGAAACUUCUAAACAAAAAGACAGUUAGGGAUGCUUUAGGUGUUGGGGACAUAGACUUUGUGUCAUGCAGCAGAGUGGUGUAUAAUGCAAUGUUGCAAGAUUGGAUGAGAAACUUUGAAGUGGAUAUUCCUGAACUUCUUGAGGAUGGAAUUAAGGUUCUUAUAUAUGCUGGGGAAUGACUUUAUUUGCAAUUGGCUUGGAAAUUCAAAAUGGGUUCAUGCAAUGGGGUGGUCAGGUCAAAAACAGUUCGCGGCAUCGAAAACAGUUCAAUUUGUUGUUGAUGGUACACAAGCAGGAUUGUUGAAUAGUUAUGGACCUCUCUCUUUUCUAAAGGUGAAUGGGGCAGGACAUAUGGUCCCUAUGGAUCAACCAAAAGCUGCACUUCAGAUGUUGGCAAACUGGAUGCAUGGGAACUUGAAUAGGACAA
Messenger RNA from Medicago truncatula (barrel medic), 1594 nucleotides. RefSeq names its product putative carboxypeptidase C. Lineage: Eukaryota; Viridiplantae; Streptophyta; Magnoliopsida; Fabales; Fabaceae. The record is from RefSeq and is a predicted model, not a curated record. Gene Ontology annotation, cellular component: vacuole. Gene Ontology annotation, molecular function: serine-type carboxypeptidase activity. Gene Ontology annotation, biological process: proteolysis.